AUGGGAUGUACCCAAGCAAAUGCAGUGCCGCCGGCUGUGUCCAAGAUCUGCCCGCCCUUCUCCAAGCUUCAGAGUGACAAGACGGCGGAGUCCAAAGGUGAAGGUGGGCUCAGCACAUCCUUUGUACAUCUAGUCUCCGUGGCCGCCUCGCCAUGUCGUCCUUGGCAAAGCACCCUUGGAUCGAUCCGCACGAUCAUGGAGGAGAGCGAGAAAACGAGGGAGCAGACAGGAGCCAUCUGGCGACAGUCCAGCUCUCCUCUGGAGUGUCAAGAAGAUUGCCUCGCUUGGAAGGAUGCCUAUGCAGAGCUCCAGCACAGGCCCGUAGAAGAGGUGCUGCAUCGGCUUUCGGACAUCCAGGCGCGGCCGUGGCAAGGGCUUUGGCGCAGUUGGGCCGCUCAGCUUCGGAGUCUCCCCGCCCAGGAAGAACGGAGGCCUGAAGUCAAGGAGGACUGGAAGGCUGUGGAGAUUUUGGAGAAGAUGGUGUCGAACGACCUGACACUGAAUCAAGUGCUGGUCACCUCGGGACUGUCUGCCGAGGGCCAGACGAUACUGGCUGCAGGAGUUCAUGCUUUGCAGGAGCUGCUGGCCUUGCAGGAAGAGCUUUCCUGGAUGACACGCGCAGUCGCUGCGGCACUGGCAGUGGAACCGCUGCGGCCGCGUCUGGCUGCUGCUUUGCAGAGGUACCGUGAGCAGGAGGCGGAGGAAGCGCAUCCGGCUCUGGCAGCUGCGGAGACCAGCAUGGUCCAGCGUGCGAUCGCAGGCUUUGAGUUUCAGGGCGUCCUGUUCCGAAUGGUCGUUGACGAAGAGGACUGGAAAACGGUUUGUGCCGAGGUGCGGAAGGCCCGUGCAAGUGUGGGGUGGUCAGAAGCUGCACGGUUGCUGGUCACCGUGGAGGGGAUGGGAUUGCGGCUGCUGGCAUCGCCCACCCUCCCAUGGCACGACCGUGGUGAGAAAGAGUCGGCUCAGACCAUGGGGAUCGCUCUCAGCGACUGCUGCAGGUGGCUGCAGGAGCAGUCGCACCAGCUGCGCAUCGCCGCACCUUCAGGCGUCGACUUGCAGCGAUGGUGCGCUUCCCUCUCGAAUCCGAGGAGGCUGCUAUCUCUGGAGGUUCCACUCGCCGCUGCCCUCCGAGUCAGCCGUGGCCUGCCUGCCAAGGUCUCUGUCGAAUGCCUCGCUUUGGUCUUCGGAGCGCCUCCAGGAGAUCUUACUGGCAUCCGCUGCAGUAAGCCUGAGGUUCGGGUCGCUAGCUCCCCUGCGCUGCUCGUGGAUGAGGUAGCCUCUGCACUCAGCUGCUGCAGCAGCGACCUUCAGCGGUUUGAUGCGCCGGGGCUUUUCGGCUGCGCCUGCGAGGUCUGGUACCUUCCAGAAGCCGGAAGAGGGAAGGCGACCGCGGAAUCGUCAAGUUCGGAAUCGCCAUGGGAGUGGCAGAGCAACUGCUUCGGUGUGCUCUUCACCGGCUUGGCCACGCGACCGCCCUUCUUGCACAGAGGAGUGGCAAAGGACGAGGCGGCUGACCCUGUGGAUGAGAGUCUUCCCGAUCGCAUUCUGGCAGCUGCCCAGCUUCUGGCCGCAAACCCGGGGCGAGCGCAGCAUCCGCGGUAUCUUCGCUGCCUUCUCCGAUCCCGGCGAAUCCCGGCGAGGUUGUCCUGCGGCCUCGCAGAGCCGCGGCUCGUUGGCCACAGCAGCCUCCCCAGCGGCGAGGCCCGGCUCGAGGAGGCUGUGGCCGUGGACAUCAUGGCGAGAGCAGCCAAACACGCCGUCAGGCACAUCCUGACCAGGCGUCAACUGCAAGAAUCCAGUCACUACUUCAGGGGCAAGUGGAAGCGCACAGCCCCAGAGGAGCCGGAUGGCUUCCAGCUACAGCGCUUCUGGGCCAUGGACAAUGCUGCGAGCCUUGAGUCUUUGAACGGGGAGGUCAUCGCACAAGAGGCCCAGCUCUUAGCCACCGCACCAGCGCCAGCCGCGCCUGCGGAGGCCGACCUCGCCACCGCGAUCGCGCCGGAGGCUCCCAUCCCUCCAAUCCCGCCCUUGGUGCCGCAGGAGCCAGCAGAGGAGAAAGGCAAGGAGAAGCGCACCUUCCGCCUCCGAAACCCGGAGCUCGAGGAUGAGGUGCAGCUGAUGAUCUGCGCCCUGCAGCUUCAUCCUGAAGCUUCGAUAGCCCAGGGCUCGGCUGGGCUCGGCCAUCAAAGUUCUACCGAGCGCCUGGCAGCUUUAAGACUGGGCCUUCUGCAUGUGGUUUCCUGGGUCCGGCUGGCGGCAGCGGCGCAUGAACUCCGCGUCUGGCAUGCCGAGAGGGGCAGAGACUCGAAAGAUCCUUCCUGGACCUCUUCCUUGUCCACGACGUAUACGCAGACAGACAAGCAAGAGUUGGAUGGGCCUUCGCUGGCCACCCUCCUGAACAACUUGGGUCAGCGCUUGUUCAAUGUCUCGAGGCAAUCUGUGACUGCUCUGGUGAGGUCCGUAGCGAGCCAGUUGCACAUAUCGCUGCCAAAGGAAUUCCUGUUGAGACUUCGGGCGCACAACAGUGGAUUGAGCGCACUUCCGAUGCGAGUCCCAUCUGGAGAAAAUGCCGGCGCCAGGUUUCCGCGCUGCAGCCCUAAGCAGUUAACGCACACGAGGACGUCGUUAGACCUGAAGGAUUCUCUUGGGGAAGUUCUGGAUCCAAGUCUGCAGCAGUUCGGGGCGGGUGGCAGCAGCGCUUCUGCCAAACUUGCAGCAGAUCUCGUGAACAAAGACCUAUCACUGUCUGGACGCUGGCACCGGGGACUCUUCCACCGUGGCGUUUGCGUUCCCAUCAGCCAGAUGCCGAACGUCACGGACCCCACGGUGGGAUCUGGUCCCUGGCAGGACAUGUUGACCCGAAGCUUUGCAACAGGGAGCGUCGCGCUGCAGCGCCCUUCUGGUGUACAGGACCACCUCCUGCUAAAGCAGAAGGUCAUCCGGUGCAAAGCCUUGCUGCGAUGCGCGCAGGUGCUGCUGGUUGCGGAGCAUCCCAGGAAGUUCCAUUGCAGUGUGGUGGACACUGGACAGGACGACGUGGACAACUGUGCCUCCCAGAGAGAGGGCCCAGAGACUGCCGUGAACUCCGUGGAGGAUUCCCAGGCGUCCAGCUACAAGAAGGUCACCACAGUGGCCGCAAGGGCCCUCCAAACCGUGGCAAACCUGUUGGGAGAGCUUGGUGAAAACUGCCCUUCGGAGCUCUUCGUGGCCCUCUUUGCACUGCGGGGUUACAUCUGCGAGCAGGAGGGCGAUGUAGAUGCCUGCUACUUGCACUACCUACAGUCGUUGGCCGCCCUGGACGAUGCGUGGGGAGAUCCGAGGAAGCCUGGAAGCCACGGCCAUCCCUUCGCGCUCUUCUUGCUCUGGAAGCUCGGGCUCAUCUCCUAUGGCAGGAAAGAUCUCCUGAGCAUCUCAAAGUUUGGCGACUAUUUCCGGGCACUCCUCCUGUUCUAUGGAGAUGACAGCCCAUUUUCCUGGGGUCCUUCGGGCCUUGCGGAGGAACAUCGGCAACUGCUGGAUUCGGAGAAGGGCUGUCUCGAAGCUUUGCACCGGAGUGAGGCUAAGCUCGGCAAGCGCUUGGAGAGUUGGUGGCAUCGGCAUGAUAUCUUGGACUUCGGCGACGAGGGCUUUCCUCCGUCUCUGCAGCUCUCUUUCUUGCAGGUGCAGGCGAAAGAGCGGGACGCACAGCGGGACAGCAACAGCGGCAUUGCUGGAGAUCGGCAGGUCAUUUUUGCGGCAUACAUGGUUUGA
Messenger RNA from Symbiodinium sp. CCMP2592, 3750 nucleotides. Lineage: Eukaryota; Dinophyceae; Suessiales; Symbiodiniaceae. The record is from the annotation of a GenBank genome assembly.